CGAAAUACCGCUCACAGUACCGCCGACGUACCGCUAACCGCUCGCAAAAUCGAAUUUGCCAAAGAUCCGCAACAAGAAGUACAUUUUUUUUUGUUUUGCCUAAAUUGUAUCGAUUUCGAUGCCCUUUGCCAUUCGCCCACUGUGUGCCAGCCAACGGUUUUAAUGUUUUCGCCAGUUUGCAAGAAUUGCCAAGCCUCGUUGAGAACUCCGCGCAGUACGAACGCCAAGAUCCACUAUAAGCAAAAACACAAACAGUCCACUUUGAGCUGACGAGCAAUUUUCUAAAAUUUAAUUCACAAACAACACGGAGUAUAAAUAAACAAACACCAAACAAGUGCAAAAUAAAACAGAAGUACAGAGAUAUACAGGGCGUAGUAAAAAUAAAUAUUUAACGGUGCAAAAAACAUAUUUUAUUCGAAUACAACGAAUACAACCAAUUUAAUUGCCAAACAAACAAUAAGCCCCGAAAAAACAGCGGUGCAAAUCAACCCAAAAGAUCUCCUGGCCAAUAACGAGUACAAUCCAAUCCAGAAAAGCAGCCAACAGACCGCUAAGCGAGGCAGACACAACUGUACCCAUCUAAGCAGAGCUUAGAGCAAAAAGCCACCAAAAAACCCCGACAAGUAAACCCAAUUUCCUUUUUGCUACGCGCACAAGAAGCCAACAAAACCCUGAACUAUAGAAUGGUAGAAGGUGAUUCCGCAAAGGGCAAAAGCGAAUCCUAUAAUGUAGAAGCUGGACUACAACCGAACUACAACCAGAGCGCAGCAAGCAACCAAGCAAGCAACCAUCCCACUGGCCAGGCCAACGCACCAGCCACCGGAAACGCGACCUCGCACAUCGACAACCGAGCGAUCAUCCAGCCGUACUCCUUGGGCACCGGACCCAAGCAGCCCGAGUAUCAGUUUGCGGCGGACAAUCGCGCCUACGAGCCGGACAGCCAUGCCAAUGGCAAGCAGCAGGACGUAGAGCGGGACGCCCCCGAUGGGGGUCACGGGGGUCACGGGACGCCCGGCAAGGGGGGCAUGGGUGCUAAGGGACGCAAGAAGUCCGUACCCUUGCCGGAACCCACUGCCCCAAUAGUCGCCAACUUCGAGAGGGCCAUCGAAUUGUGCGGCUAUGGCAAGUUCCAUUAUAUACUGCUGGCCAUCUGCGGAUUGGUCAGUACGUCCGAGGAAAUGGAUGUCAUAUCCAUGUCCUUCAUUCUGCCAUCGGCGGAGUGUGACCUGGAUUUGAAUACGGAGACCAAGGGCUGGCUGAACUCGAUCAUCUUCAUUGGCAUGAUGGUGGGCGCCUACUUCUGGGGCAGCAUCGCCGACAGCUUUGGCCGCAAGAAGGUCCUCAUCGUCAUCUCGUUCAUGAACGCCCUCUGCAUCGUCGCCUCGUCCUUCUCGCAGACCUACUCCUUCUUCAUGCUGUUCCGCUUCCUCAAUGGUGCAGCUUUGGGCGGCAGUGGUCCUGUGAUCUGGUCGUACUUCGCCGAAUUCCAGCCGAAGGCGAAGCGCGGCUCCAUGCUGAGCUUCAUGGCCGCCUUCUGGACGUUUGGCAACCUGUUCGUGGCCAGCUUGGCCUGGCUGAUCAUCCCGCGAACGAUUGGCUUCACCACGGCGUACUUCACAUACAACUCGUGGCGUAUCUUCCUGCUGGUCUGCUCACUGCCCUCGUUCCUCGUGGGUUUCCUGCUCUUCUAUCUGCCCGAAUCGCCCAAGUUUCUGCUGACGCGCGGCAAGAAGGAUCGCGCUCUGGCCAUUUUCCGUGGCAUUUUCGUGACAAACACGAAGCGCCGUCCGGACGAGUACAUGGUCUACGACCUGGAAGUGGACGAAAAGCUGCUGGAGAGCAAUGGCAAUGUGAAGAACAAAUAUAGCCGCAUGAUCAGCGGAAUGGUUGACCACAGUCGCGCCCUGUUCAAGUCGCCCAUACUGCGUUUCACCAUCGUUUCGAUUACGAUCAACUUUACAUUCCACAUUGGAUACUACGGCCUGUUGAUGUGGUUCCCGGAGCUCUUCAAUCGUUUCGAGGAAUACGAGAAGGCAUUCCCAGACCAGUCGGCCGGCGUUUGUGCUGUCACAGAGUAUGUGGUCAACCUGGCCAAGGAGCAAAGCAACAAUGGUACCUGCUCGUCGGAUAUACCGCAAUCGGUGUUCAUGGAAUCGCUGAUAUCACUGGCCUCAGCGCUGCCGGCCAAUCUGCUGGCCAUUCUGGGCAUGGACAUGCUGGGCAGGAAGUUCUUCCUAAUCGCCGGUACCAUGACCGCCGGCAUCUGCUCGGCGCUGAUGUACUUUGUGCGCAGCUCCGUUCAGAACCUGGUCGUAUCGGCCAUCUUCAGUGGCGCCAUUUCGGCGGCCAAUGCGGCGCUCGACUGCCUCAUCACCGAAGUAUUCCCCACCAAGCUGAGGGCCACCGGCGUGGCCAUUUCAAUGGUGGCCGCUCGCUUGGGCGGCAUCAUUGGCAACAUCGUGAUUGCCCAGCUGCUGGACAACUACUGCCCGUCGCCCACGUUCAUCGUGUCGGGUCUGCUCAUCGGCGGCGGUCUCAUGUGCCUCCUGUUGCCCAAUACGACGCGCAAGGAACUCAAUUAAGCAGCUAAUCAAUCCCUCUAAUCCCUAGCCACCAGCCAAAAAAAACCCCCAUAUAAUCCUUCUGCUUAAACUGCUAGUCUGCAAGGUCUUGUUUCGAGCCCUGAUACUAUGGUUUAUAACGGAUCAUUGAUAUCAACUUGAGGUCAGGACCUUUUUGGGCUAGAUACGUUCCCCUUUGAAAAUCAACAAUAGUUAACAUACCACCCAAAACCCACCCGCGACCCACAUUUAAUUUCCAUUUGCCCCAUUCCGCCAGAGGAUCGGGCAUUAUCUGUGUAUAUAUGGUAUGUGUGUGCUACAAUACACGAUUAUUUGUAUCGUCAGUAAUUAUUUAACGAUAGCGAUAACGAUUUUCACUGUGUGUCUAAUUUUAAACGCCCCCUUUUCCCCCUCCCCCCACAAAUAUCUAUCAAUCUAUUGGAAUUUAAAUGAGCCAACAAAAUGAAAUCAGAAAUGGGCAAAAGAAAAGUCACAACGAAAACAAACCUUAUCGAAAGGAAAGAAAGAAAAUUAUGAAAAGAACACAACCAUUUUGGGAUGCGAUUGACAUUCCUUCGCCCAAUUAUGAUAAGCAAAGAAAACCCCAAGCCAGCGAGAAGAUAUAGCAGGUAGGAUCGAUAGCAAUCGAUGUAUAUGUAUUGUAUUGUACGAUAUGUAGAGAAUAAUAUAUAUAUAUUUAGCAAGCGCCGGCGCCGGCUGAAGCAGCAGCAGAGGGGCUGAGUAACGGUAACGGUAGAGAUAAGGGGCUAAGCGCCGAUAAGCAUGGAAUCAAAGAUACUAUCGCACCGUUCUCGUUCCGCUGCUGUCCGUUAUUGUUGUUAUUAUUGCUAUUAUUAUUAAUGCAUCCAAUGUAAAACACAUACGUAUAUAACUUUAUCUAUAUAUUAAACAUACAUACUAUAUCAAAAAGA
Molecule: messenger RNA, 3493 nt
Organism: Drosophila sechellia
Lineage: Eukaryota; Metazoa; Arthropoda; Insecta; Diptera; Drosophilidae
Product: synaptic vesicle glycoprotein 2B
Exons: 4
Coding region: 684-2582 (632 amino acids)
Biological process (GO): transmembrane transport
Cellular component (GO): membrane
Molecular function (GO): transmembrane transporter activity
Source: RefSeq, a predicted model, not a curated record